AUGCGAGCACGGCAAGAGGCGGCAAAUGCUGAGUGGGAUCGGCCAAUCGGCGGUCCACGGAGACAGCCGACGAAAGGUCUCGAGCUCUUCUCCGUGUUCGUUUUCGCCUUCCACCCGUCAUUUGUAACAGCCGGUGACCGAGCUUUCGCCGUUCACUGCCUCUUCCAACAGGAUCAAAUCACCGUAUCAGCUCGAUUUGACUUUAUAAGUGACAUCGUGCCGAAAGUAGUACAUGGUGCCACAUCGUCACAACCGAAAGUCGAGUUCAAAAUAGUGCAGGGAAGAGUCCCGACUGCGGCUAAAAUCGCUGGCCAAGUGCCAGUAGGACAACCUUUAAUGUUGAUGUGGACUCUUGAUGAAGCAUCCAAGCUUUAUGGACUGCGAAUGCUUGACUGUACUGCGGAGACAAACGACAGACGUGGAAUGAGCAUCAUCAAACAUGGCUGUACCCUCGACAGCACGCUUAUUUCGGACAUUCGGUAUUCAGAGGAUCAUCGGCGUGCAUUCGCUGAUGCGAUCGCUUUCAAAUUCCCCGAUUUGUCGGAUGUGUGGUUCAGAUGCGCUGCGCGAUUUUGCAUAAGAAGAUCGGAACAUCUGUUGCUGACUGGGAAAUCUGAAGAUCAUCUGUGUGGGAAUAACUUUAAAUGCAAUGCGAAUUCGCAUCGGCUGCGGCGAAGCACCGCUUCUGAAGUCGACCAACAUGACGAGAAUGUCAUCAUCGUGACGGGACGAUUGACCGUUGACGACGAUGUCGUCAACUAUAACUAUGCUGCUCAAGUGUCGUCGACUGAAUUCUCCACGAUCUGUUUGGCCAAGGACACGAUGGCGCUGGGAUCUGCCGUCUCAUUGACAGUUUGCGUCUCCACGCUGCUUACCGUAGCCUCUUUGAUAUUCUCAAAAAAGAAGCUCACUCCCAGUCACUCCUGA
Messenger RNA from Cooperia oncophora, 927 nucleotides. The record is from the annotation of a GenBank genome assembly. NCBI's taxonomy places the organism in Eukaryota, Metazoa, Nematoda, Chromadorea, Rhabditida, Trichostrongylidae.